CAAGAAGCUAAGUCCAACAGUUCACGCGCGUCAAACAUUAACUCGACAAACGCGUGUCGCAACUCCUACAGCUUCAUGUAGACGCAAAUCUACAGACAACGCGGGAGAAGAAUGGCGACAGCAUGGUCUCUGCAUAUCUUCAAGAGACAGCAGCAUUUCUUUAACAAGGUGCAUUCAACAGGGCUGGCCAGAGGUUUUGCGAAUACAAGUGAUGAAGGCUGGUUGAGUUCCAUGUUUGCACACAAAGUGGAUGCCAGGAAAGAUGCCCACUCCAAUCUGCUCUCCAAGAAAGAAACCAGCAACCUCUAUGAGAUUCAGUUUCACAAUGUCAAACCAGAAUACAUGGAGGCAUACAAUAAAAUGUCGAAUGAGGUACAGAAAGAACUUCAUCGUGAUGCAGAUUAUCCGUGUGAAGUCGUUGGAAGUUGGAACACCUGGUACGGUGAACAGGAUCAGGCAGUGCAUCUCUGGAGGUAUUCUGGUGGAUAUCCUGCUCUUACAGAGUGUUUGCGUAAACUCAACAGCAAUAUGGCGUACCUUGCAUUUCGAAAAGAGAGGAGUGAAAUGUUGAUCUCCCGACACAACCAGCUUCUUCUGGAGUUUAGUUUCUGGAACGAGCCUCUGCCCAGAAGCGGCGCCAACAUUUAUGAACUGAGAACAUAUCAACUACUACCCGGAACUAUGAUCGAAUGGGGAAAUAAUUGGGCUCGAGCAAUCAAAUAUAGACAGGAAAACAAUGAAGCAGUGGGUGGCUUCUUCACACAGAUCGGUGAAUUGUAUGUUGUUCAUCAUUUAUGGGCCUAUAAAGACCUGCAGUCCAGACAAGAGACCAGAAAUGCUGCUUGGUUGAAAGAGGGCUGGGAUGUCAAUGUGCACUAUACAAUGCCUCUUAUCCGAAAGAUGGAAUCAAGAAUUAUGAUCCCCAUGGAACAUUCACCUCUGCAGUAAAAUCAAGUGUUUCACCUCUGAUGAUCCCAAAUACACAAUCCACCAGGAGAU
Molecule: messenger RNA, 999 nt
Organism: Carassius carassius (crucian carp)
Lineage: Eukaryota; Metazoa; Chordata; Actinopteri; Cypriniformes; Cyprinidae
Product: protein NipSnap homolog 1-like
Exons: 10
Coding region: 112-948 (278 amino acids)
Cellular component (GO): mitochondrion
Source: RefSeq, a predicted model, not a curated record